AUGCAGACCACCAGGGCAUCACUCAUUGCUCCAGGUCUGAUCCACCGUUGUACCAGGGGCUUUAUCAGGCCUGUGUCUGCCUCCUUCCUAAAUAGUCCCGAGAAUUCAUCUGAACAGCCUUUCUGCAGCAGCUCCCCACUCCAGAUGUCCCGACGGGAGUUCCACACCAGUGUUGUCUCCUGGGACAUUGACACAGCGGCCAAGUUUAUUGGUGCUGAGGCAGCCGUAGUUGGUGUGGCUGGUUCAGGGACUGGCAGUGGAAUGGUGUUUGGCAGCUUCAUCAUUGGCUAUGGCAGGAACCCUUCUCUCAAGCAGCAGCUCUUCUGCUAUGCCAUUCUGGGCUUUGCCCUGUCUGAAGCCAUGGGGCUCUUCUGUUUGAUGGUUGCCUUCCUCAUCCUCUUUGCCAUGUGA
This is a messenger RNA of Saimiri boliviensis boliviensis (Bolivian squirrel monkey), 411 nucleotides long. NCBI's taxonomy places the organism in Eukaryota, Metazoa, Chordata, Mammalia, Primates, Cebidae. The record is from RefSeq and is a predicted model, not a curated record.